GCUGAUCCGGUGCAGGAGUCGCUGGUUAAAAAGGAAAAGAAAAGGCAGCCUGCGUUCCAAAGGGAAAAUGCAGCCUUUACAUAGCUGCCAGCAUGUCAGACCGUUUAAACAAAGAAAGAGUUUUGGUAAGUUGUUGCAGACGGAGCCUUUUACUAACCGACCAGACUCCAAUCCGGCUGCACAUUUAUUUGGAAAUAAGAUCAGCUGGAAUCAUGUUGGGGAUGGCACGGUGGGCUGUAGGAGCAGGGUGAAAUCUAGGUGUAUCAAGCCUAUGGGAUUCCAGCUACUGAUUUGGACUAGGCUACAGAUUGCACUCAAAAGCAAUGACAUAUGCUUCCGAGUGUGUUCAAGGUUGGGCAUGCAGAAAUACAGACAAUUGAUCCUUGCUUUUCUUCUGCAUAGCAACCCGAGUUGAAGAAGUUGCAGGCAUACGAGGGAAGUUCCCAACAAAAGUCCCAGUAAGUAUCUAUUCUGUUUCCUUUUCCUUUGCCAAUUACUGAUAAUUGCACAUUUUCAAAUUAUCGAGGAUUCUGUGCUUAUUUAGUCACUAGCAAGUCACACUGGGAGCAAUGGAUCUUCCUGCCCAGGAAGUGUGCUUAGAAUUGCCGUCCUAGUUUUUGAGUACUAUUGUGCAGCAUGCUCUAUUGCUACUUUGCUUUAAAAUCUGUUUCCUUCUUUCUUAAAAACAGGUUAUUGUUGAAAGGUACCAGAAAGAAAAGUACCUUCCCCUGCUAGACAAAACCAAGUUUCUUGUGCCUCAGGAGCUGACCAUGACUCAGUUUAUAACUAUCAUCAGGUAUGUAGCAAGGUCUUGAUAGGCUUCUAAUUUUGUUGACUCUCCCUGCUCCUCUGCCUGCUUCUUUUGUUAAUCUAUUUUUGCAGCAGGGCUUCUGAAAGAACUUGGAAACUAGGUGAUAAUAUGUACUAUAUUACUCAGCACAUUUCUGUGAUUUUUCCCCUCCAUGCUUUGAUGGGACUCAGAUCAUUUGAGUUCUCUUGCAAAUGAUUCCUUCUUGUUUGCACAAGGCUGUGGUAAGAAAUCUGUUAGAUUAAUGUCAUCUUCCCUACUGCCCACUCCCCCUUGCACACACACACACACACACACACACACACAAAAUUUUAAGAUAUAUUCUCAGUGUUUGUAUCAAUGGUGAUUAAAACACACACACAACAACAACAAGAAGAAGCUUGUAGUUCCCACAUUUUAAAAAUAAGAAAAUCUUUUAGCAAGGCUUCGGAUUAUUUAUUCUAAACCCAGAACUGCUGAUGAAACCUCUUGGAGACCAGGUUCCAAAGUGUUCUGCUAGUGUUUUGGGAAAAAACUGAUUACUUGUGACAUACUGCAAGGUAAAGGGACCCCUGACCAUUAGGUCCAGUCGCGGAUGACUCUGGGGUUGCGGCACCCAUCUCGCUUUAUUGGCCGAGGGAGCUUCCAGGUCAUGGGGCCAGCAUGACUAAGCCACUUCUGGCGAACCAGAGCAGUGCACGGAAACUCCGUUUACCUUCCCACCGGAGUGGUACCUAUUUAUCUACUUGCACUUUUGACGUGCUUUUGAACUGCUAGGUUGGCAGGAGCAGGGACCGAGCAACGGGAGCUCACCCCUUCGCGGGAAUUCGAACCACCGAACUUCUGAUCGGCAAGUCCUAGGCUCUGUGGUUUAACCCACAGCGCCACCCACGUUCCCUUAGACAUAUUGCAAGCUGCUUUUAAAUCCUCCCCAGUUUCGAAAACUGUUUGUUAUAAGGGGGGCGGGGCUGUUCAAGAACCAUAAUUACGGCACACAGAAUUAUUUGAGUAGUGCAUGUCUCUGUGUUUCAUCUGAGUCAUAGUAUUCCAAGCCUUCUCUGUCUGUAACCCUUCUGUCUUGGGAAUAUAAGGAGCCUGCUAUAGGAGACAACUCCUAGGGCUGUGGGGGUUUCGGCCCCCACAAUAAAAUAUUUGAAAGGGGUUGGGGGCCCCCAAGUUGAUGGCCAUUUUGAUUCAAAUAGUGAGUGUGUAUGUGGGCAGUGUAUCAUGUGAUCAAUUAUGCAGGGUGGGGCUUACCUGCCCCCCCCACAGUAUUCUAUUCAAGUUGGCACCCCUGGAGCCUGCAUUAGGAAGUCUAGCUAAUUAAGGUUAGCAGCAGUUGUCCAGGGCCACAGACUGCCCUCCCCAUCCCUCGCUGCACAAUAUCAUUUUUCCUGAGGUGCUUUGGCUCAAACCCAGACUGCGUCACAUUCAGCUCUUUUUACUCUGCUGUUUUGGAGCUUUUAGAGGUCCUUGGAGAGCUUCAGACAGGAGGUAGCAGUCUGUAAAUUUUGUGAGAGAGAGACCCAGAGCAGAUGUGACUCAUGCUUUCUAACUACUUGUGCAUUACAAAGAUCGUGGGCAUUCUGGAGCGGCACCUUUCCAGCUUGUUUCAGAAUCCAAGUGGAGAAAAGUAACGUCAGAAGUGGCCCUGAGCUACAGCCUCUCUGAAGUCAGCUUAGGAAAUGUGCUACGUUUCAGCAAUCUGCCCUUGGUCCUAAGCAAGCGGUCUGACCUCUCUGACUGAUACAGUUGUUUGCCUUCUCAGUUCACAACCUUUCCAAGGUGGAAUGAAAUACAGAGCAGAGUACUAGGAUUUUUCUAGGAUUUUUCUUGUAGGAUAGCUUUCCUAUCCUACAAUUCCUAUCCUACAAUACGUCAGUAGUAGCUUGUUUCCAUAUAGUUUGUUACUGUAUAUUCUUAAUAGUAGCUGAUGAAGUUGGCACGUAUCCAAUGUUCUGCCCCCCCCCAAGAAACAUUCCACUCACUGCCUUCUUUGUGUGAAAAUUAGUAUGUUAAAUUUUUCUGCAAUGCUUUUUUUUGGCCGGGGGGGGGGGGGGAGGAAGCAGAGCAGCGUCUGCUGGUUUCCCUAAAAACUACAUUUUUUAAAAAAAGACUAAAUGUGUGUGUUUAUAACACCCCCAUUGUUCUACCCGGACACUGAGGUCCAGCACCGAGGGCCUUCUGGCGGUUCCCUCACUGCGAGAAGCCAAGCUACAGGGAACCAGGCAGAGAGUCUUCUCAGUAGUGGCGCCCUCCCUGUGGAACGCCCUCCCACCAGAUGUCAAAGAGAACAAUAACUACCAGACUUUUAGAAGACAUCUGAAGGCAGCCCUGUUUAGGGAAGCUUUUAAUGUUUUACAGUAUUUUAAUAUUUUUUGGGAAGCCGCCCAGAGUGGCUGAGGAAGCCCAGCCAGAUGGGCAGGGUAUAAAUAAUAAAUUAUUAUUUAUUAUUAUUAUUAUAAAAUAUAUUUGUUUGUUUCAGUUAGACAGUGGGGAAGGAGUAACUUUGCACUACUCUGCUACCACCUAGAAAUGUCUCCUUUUUUCUGGUGUGUUCCUCUUGGAAGGCUAGGAAUUGUCAUAACUUUAGGUAUUUCCUUUACCACCUAAACCUUGCUUCUGCUGAUCUAGCUGUAGGAUAUAGAUAACCUGUGUAAGUAUUUGGAUCCGACACUUCUAUAAACCUCUGGAAACCAGCUAACUGUCCUACCACUAAUAAGCCUAGGUUCAAAUACUUGCUUAAACUAUGAAUCUUGGAACCAUUUCACAAAUCAGCCCUGUUCAGAUGCUACUAUCUCAGUCUAAUAAAUAAUCAUUGUACCUGCCUGCUAUCCCCUUUUCUUUCCCUCAUGUACCAUAAUUAAGCCAUAAUUAAAAAUCUUUUAGGGGUUUUUAAACCAAAGUUUCCUGUUGUAUUCAAACUGAGAAACUGUGGCUUUAAUCUUAUAAACCAGAAUUAGUUUCUGGUUCCAAACUACGGUUUAUAAUCUGACAUAGCUUGAAUGUAACUAGAAACUGUGCUUUAACAAACACUGAAAUCUGUCUAACAGCAGUGCAAGAGAGAAUGGAUAUAUAAAGGGGAAGAAAAAGUGCCUGCACAUUCCAGUAAACCAUGGUUUAUUAGACAAAUAUAAUUCUUUGCUUCUUGGGGGAAGGAUGGGAUACAAAUUUAUUAUACUUCAUCUUUGACUCUGCACCAAUGUUAUGUGCAUUCAAGCUAAACUGCUGACAAAAUGUAAAGAUCAGGAGUUACAGUAAGCAAAAACUUCCCCAAAAGUGAUGAGUUUAAAUUAGGGAGAGGAUUUUCUUUAAUGGAUUUUGUUUGUUCCAUCUUGUAUCACUUGUGGGUGUGUAUUAAAGGACAUCUAGCUACCAGUUUCUGUAGCUGAGGUCAGUGCUGCAGAUGACCCACUCAAUCCAUAACUUGAUGGACCCUAGGAAAACUGUCACAUAAACAUGUCUCUUGGAAUAAUUUGAACUAUAUAUGCUUCACAACAAUGUAGGCCUCUAUAAAUCAACCUGUUUACUAUUUCACUUGGCCUUUAUGAAUAUCUAAAUGUCCCAAAACUUGUCUGAAUGGUCACUGAUGUGCACAACUGGGUGCAUGAUGGUUGAUUCCCCCUUCCCAAUUCCUAAUGGAUUGUCUUAAAUAUCUAUUUAAGGGGAAUUUGUUUAAAGUUUGCUUACCACCAGCCACCCUAUACGUGGAGUAAAAGUAGCACCCCAGUUUCAGUGCCAAAACUUACACAAGCUGUAAAAAUUUCUCCAAAAUGCCAGAUUCUGGGUUCCUCACCCUUGCUGGGUCAUCUUGAUGGACUGGAGGAAUUCACCCACCUGUCAAUCACCCAGUGUCACUGGGAUGUUAUACAGCCCACUUUUCUUCUGUAGGUGUGAAAACAGUGUAAACUUCCCUUGAGUCAAGCCUGCCAAUAAUAAAUGAGCCCAGUUAUAAAGUAUUCUCAAGGGUACAAAAUCACUGAGUACAUCGUCCUGGAUUAGGAUUGUAUUGGCAUAGCAUGAAACAACUGGCACAUUUUAGACUUUCCCUCUCUUUUCUUUGUUAACCCAGAAGCAGAAUGGCGCUGAGUUCUACGCAAGCUUUCUAUAUGCUGGUAAACAACAAGAGUUUAGCAAGCAUGUCUCUAACGCUGGCAGAAGUCUACCAGGAUUACAAAGAUGAAGAUGGGUUUGUGUACAUGACUUAUGCUUCCCAAGAGAUGUUUGGAGGCCUCUUAGCUGCUGGCAAGGGGAAAUGUAAGGAAUGUCUCCAGAAAACAUAAGUGUUCUCUCGGGUAACAGCUAUGUGGCUAGACAGCUCAACUGUGAAUCAUGCGAGCUACCUGAAAAUGAAAGGUGCUGUCUCUAAAUGUGGGCUCCUCUCGAAGGAUUCAUGGUCCAGGAGUUGGCAGGACCCGACCAAAGAACCACAUGAUGGAACAAGCCAUCCUAAAUGAGUGACACGGACAAGUACUUUGUAUUUCGCUCCUUUCCUGCCCAAAAACAGGUAGCAGGGGAUGCACUUCAGUGUUUAAAAUAAUAAUAAUAAACGAUGUAACUGCUUUUAAAGGUGGUGUUAAAACCACCACUGGAAUACUUGCUUGCUUCCAGUUGUGGUUGCAUCUCUGGUCCAAAAACAGGUAACUGUGGUCAGUUUUUAAAUCCGUACAAAUCUAUGGCUAUGUCAUCAUCAUCUUCGAGGGGACACACACACCAAAGGAAGAAGCACACAAGUGCAGAGAAUGCCCCCACUGGGUAAGACCAGUGAAAAAUAAAGGGAUUUUAAAAACCAGGUCACAUGGUCUGAGCAGGAAUGAUCUGCUUAGCAGCUAAGAAUAAUGUAUGCACUAAAGAUUUUACUAACUGUUUCAGAGUUACUGUAGCACUCUUUUGAUUCUAAUCAGUGGUGUUGAGCACUGCAAAACACAGAGCCAUAGCUGGCUUUUCUAUGCCCCUGCUCUUGUCUACAUAUACCUCCAGGAGGAAUACCCCUAAGGAUGGAUUUACAUGAUACUACACACACACAAAUUCAUGUGGGAGUGAGUUUUAUUGAAAGGGCUGAGGCAAUGGCAUGUAAUGGGCCUCUUUCAGGCAGCACUGCUGCACAUGGAUCCCACUGCGCAGUACUUAUAAAAAAAAUCAGGAGUUGGUAGGGUGAAAUAGAGCUCUGGCUAGGUAGGGAGUUCCGGAGCACAGCUCUCCAAAUGGAGAUAUGAUCAGUAUGUGAAUAUUUAUUGUGCCAUCUUGUGGCUGUUUAAAUUGAGGGGUGGGGAACAGGCGUUUUAACUAACAUUGGAGCUGAGGCAGCAAUCCUUGAAGCUCCAACAGUAGUUUUAUCAUGAGGCUGUGUUCUUGCCUUUUGAACUCUGCUGAGCUUUCUAUAUUUGGGUUUAAGAUAAGAUUGCUGCAUAAAAAGGGCACCCUGUUAAAAACAUGACUCCCGUCCGUAGCUCACAAAGUGCAAGGCAAUUAGAAGCUCCUUGGUCCUUAAACCUUGUUGCUAAACUUAACUGCCUGAGCCUCUUGUGUCAAUGUCAUGUUUAAGAUGGCCGCCUGUAUUUCAAGGGAACUUAGCUGACUUGGGGACUCUCUUGAGUUGACAGGUCCUAGUCUCGCAUAAACCAGAUGUCUUUAGAAGGGGUGCAUCACAGACUAUCAGAGUAAAGAGACCAGGGAUGGGGAACGUGCAGCCCCUCCCAUAUGACGUUGGACUCCCAUAAUUUCUGACUAUUGAUCAAUGGGAGUCAAAUCACAUCAGUUGGUUCACAGGCCCCCAUGGCUCAAACAGUAUUUUAAAUAGGUAUUCACUGCAAUGUGGACACAAAUUCCUCCUAUAUAUGGCACACAACUUGGUUUAAUGGACCGCUAGCUCUAAGAACCAGGAAAGGGCCUGGAUUCUGUAUACAGUGUCACUACGUUAAGUGGCACUGAAUUAUCACUAGUUAUGUAAAUAAAGAAAUAUAUAUAUUGCAGUAUAUCUGUUAGCUUUUUUCAAAAUAAAUAUGGAUUUAUUUAGACUUGUUGAAGUGGAAUUGCAACCCCAUCUUAAGAUCAGUUUUCAUCUACCAGUUACAUAUCUCAAAAGCGGUUCUCUGUUGGCAUCCUUGAUGUAUGAGUCGUCCUUUAUUUGUUUGUUUUAAGAAGCUGCUGUGCUGGCCUACCAGCGUUCCUGUUUGAAAAGAGAACCUUGGCAAAUGUUAAGAGUAUGUGCUGUCUAGUCUCCAUUUUAUGAUUCUGCCUGCAGCUGGUGUGUGUACUUGUACUGUAUGUACUUUGUUGAAAGCCAUUUUUUAAGGGGGGUGGGACUUAAAAACAAACAAACCAACGGAGUUUUUGCCAUCACAAAGCUUAAGGCAACACCACCUGUUUAGCAACAGCAGCAUUCUUGUGUCUUUUCCGAUGUCACUGCUGGCCAGGGGCAGAAGAAGGGGCGGGGGGGCGGGGUGACCUGGGUGUCACCACUGAGGGGACUGACAAAAUGCCAGGUGGCACUCACCGCGAGGCCUGCAGCACGCCCGAGCUAUGUGUCUCUCCUGGGAGUGAUGCAGUGGCUUGGGCGCCCGCAGGCUCGGUGCUACCCCAAACGGUCCGCCCACUGCCUUCCCCCCAGCUGUAGGGCGGCUGAGCAGGAGGAGGCAGGCAGACUCCUCGGAGACCCUGCGGAGUGUCCUGCCCCGGUUGACCCUGUGGGCGGCUGGCCCCACACCAAGGCGCAGGUCACAUGCUCCGCCCCAGGCGCCCGAUUGGCUUGCUCCACCGCUUCUGCCGGCAUGUAAAAAGAUGAAGAGUCAGAGUAGCUGGAAUGGAUGGUAGUUUUCAAAUAGCUCCUGCAGGAGGCUUCUCACUUUCCAGCCAUCUGCUUCUUGAUAUCCUUAAAUGGACUUAAAUGGACAUGCUAAGCAUUUUAAACUCUGGAGUAGUUACCUUACUCCUCUAAAGUACAGUGGUACCUCGGGUUAAGAACUUAAUUCGUUCUGGAGGUCCGUUCUUAACCUGAAACUGUUCUUAACCUGAGGUAACACUUUAGCUAAUGGGGCCUCCCGCUGCCACCGCACGAUUUCUGUUCUCAUCCUGAAGCAAAGUUCUUAACCUGAGGUACUAUUUCUGGGUUAGCGGAAUCUGUAACCUGAAGCGUCAGUAACCCAAGGUACCACUGUAAAGGGUUGAAACAAUGGUGAUGUCACUAUGGGAAGGAUGGACUGAAGGAGAAUUAAAGCAACAUGCCUAAACAUCUCUCGUCUCUAA
Molecule: messenger RNA, 8032 nt
Organism: Podarcis lilfordi (Lilford's wall lizard)
Lineage: Eukaryota; Metazoa; Chordata; Lepidosauria; Squamata; Lacertidae
Source: the annotation of a GenBank genome assembly